AUGGAUUUGAAAGGCUCAAAUUUCGAUGAAAUCAAGAUGAACAACCUUUUUACCAUUGCUUUAUGUUUCGCCUUCGCCGCCACAACUCUGGCUUUUAACCCAAUGAUGAUGGGCGGUAUGGGUAUGAUGGGUGGUAUGGGUAUGAUGGGUGGUAUGAUGAACCCUUACAUGAUGGGUAUGGGAGGACUUGGUAUGAUGGGAGGUAUGGGAGGACUUGGUAUGAUGGGCAUGGGAGGUAUGGGUAUGAUGGGUGGUAUGUACAACCCAAUGAUGAUGGGUUAUGGUGGACUCGGUAUGCUCGGUGGAAUGGGUGGAUACGGUAUGAUGGGCGGUAUGAUUGGAAAAUAAGACAACCGUGCCCCGAUUUCGAAUCUUGUAAUAUUUGUAAAAUAAAUAAAUUGUAUUAAAAUUUUAUCAGU
Lottia gigantea (owl limpet) is the source of this 419-nucleotide messenger RNA. RefSeq lists its product as hypothetical. The record is from RefSeq and is a predicted model, not a curated record. Lineage: Eukaryota; Metazoa; Mollusca; Gastropoda; Lottiidae. The transcript has 3 exons. Bases 1 to 348 code for a protein of 115 amino acids.